UGCUCCCGUUGCUGCUCUCUGAGAGGAACGGAAGACAUCUUGCUGCCGUCGGUCGUUAUUCAGAGUCGGCCUCAGUCUGCUGACGUGCUGCCGGAGAGAGAGAACCCUGAGAACCCCGAGAACAGAGCGGAACCAGAACCCGUUUGUAGUCCCACCGUGUAGCUCAGCUAGCACAGUUAGCACAGUUAGCAUAGCCACCGACGCCGCUAGCGCAGAGCUAGAUGCUAGUGAGCUAGCGCCUCCUAGCUGCUCCUCCUCCUCCUCCUCCUCCUCCUCCUGCAGGCCCUCUGCGCAGACACCAUGGCUCUGAAACGAAUCACCAAGGAGCUAACCGAUCUGUCCAGAGAUCCUCCGGCUCAGUGCUCUGCUGGACCCGUCGGGGAAGACAUGUUUCAUUGGCAAGCUACUAUUAUGGGGCCUCCUGACAGUCCCUAUCAGGGUGGCGUAUUUUUCCUGACUAUUCAUUUCCCCACAGAUUAUCCCUUCAAACCACCCAAGGUCGCCUUCACAACAAGAAUUUAUCACCCAAAUAUUAACAGUAACGGCAGCAUCUGCUUGGAUAUAUUGAGAUCACAGUGGUCUCCUGCAUUAACUAUCUCUAAAGUCCUUUUGUCCAUUUGUUCUCUGUUAUGUGACCCGAACCCUGACGACCCGCUAGUGCCAGAGAUCGCCCGCAUCUACAAAACAGACCCUGUUAAGUACAACAAGACUGCUCAGGACUGGACUCAGAAAUACGCCAUGUGACCCUCCUCCUCCUCCUCCUCCUCCUUCUUCUUCUCUCUCACUGCUGGAAUAAACUGUUUGAUUUUUCUCAUGUGGCCACGCCCCCUCCCUUCUCAUCAGCCAAUAACAGCAAUUUGUUCAUAAUAUUUUCUUUUUGGUCCUAAAUGCUUUUAAAUUCUUGAUUUUUUUGUUUUGUUUUAUUUUUCUUUCUCUGCUUUUCAAAAUAAAAUUUAAAAAGUAAACCAGGUGAAGGGCUGAGGACUCUGAGCUGUGAAUGUGCCAACUGCAAAACAAACGAGAAAAACGCAGUGGACUGAAGAGAGAACUGUUACAAUAAAAUAAAUAAAUAAAAAAUAAUAAUUUAAUGCAUGUCAGUGAUUGGUUCAUGUGCUGCUGAGAUAUAUAUAUAAAAAUAAAAGAAACGACAGCCUUUUUUUGGUUUUAUUCUGUUUUUGUUUUGUUGUUUUUAGACGAGAGAGCCGUUAGUUCAUCCAUCAUCCAACACUGUUCUCCUCUUUUUGCACUGAAGAUGAAACUCAAAGCUCUCAACGGCUGAUUGAUCAACUAAUCGCUCUGUGAUGGGUUUUUUUCUCAAUAAAGUUGAACAAAUUG
Molecule: messenger RNA, 1335 nt
Organism: Anoplopoma fimbria (sablefish)
Lineage: Eukaryota; Metazoa; Chordata; Actinopteri; Perciformes; Anoplopomatidae
Product: ubiquitin-conjugating enzyme E2-17 kDa-like
Exons: 7
Coding region: 301-744 (147 amino acids)
Biological process (GO): ubiquitin-dependent protein catabolic process; protein polyubiquitination
Cellular component (GO): nucleus
Molecular function (GO): ubiquitin conjugating enzyme activity
Source: RefSeq, a predicted model, not a curated record